ACUGAUCUCACUCUGUCACAACCAUUCACAGACUUCUUUGAACUGUCUGAGCAUCUGUCACUGCUCACUAACAGAUUGCGGCCAAUCGACCAGGGUUUUGUUUAAUAGCGGAGUCCCCUUGUCUCAGGUCUCAGCAUUUUCUGGCCCCAAGCUCCCUAUUCAUCUCCAUUGUUCAAAGAGACCCCGGGCAUCGUUUGGGAAUUUCUGAGUCUCUAGUGAAACAUCCCUGCAAGCGAGAAAUCUGGUGCUCCAGCAGUCGCAUCUUUGUAUUAAAUCCACCAACGAGAGGUAUCAAACCGUCUUGGAUAUCAGCGGAAACAGACCCCAAACUGGAACUUGACCGUAUCAGCCGCUGAGCCAAGACUCGUCCCGGAUGUGAUGGUUUUUGGGCCUCUCGCCUCGCGAACUGUUUUGUUGGUGUUUCCUUGCUAAUAGCACCGACAUACUGUGCGUACGUACACACAUACAUCAGCAAUUGAAGCCGGUCUUCGUGGUCUUAUUGGCGUAUUUGUUAUCAAAUGGCAUAAGCUGUGACCUUCCAGUCCAGGCUUGAUACAGUAUCUGAUCUUGGCCUCCGAUUUCCUUGUUCGUCCAACACUACGACUCUUCUUCUUUAUCUCUUUUUUCUCUCUUUCUGCCGAGCUGCUGCUCGAUUUAUUGUUUGCGUCGAAUCUCCACCAAAUUGAAAUGCUCGUGGCUGGACGAUUGAACUAGAACCCGUUCACUCCAUUAUUAGCAACCAACCACCAAACGAGUCUAACCGCGAGAGUGAGACCCAAGACCACAAGUGCCGUUCAUCCCGCUUUCCGGCGCCAUUUGGCAAUCAAUCUUCAACUCCAAAAUCUCUCGGCUUCUGAGGAUCGCAACAUAUUCACGAUCCUCGAGUCGAGGCUCACGAGCCACAAGCUGUUGCGAUGGCUCCCGCCUACAUCCAAGUCCCUAACAAGGACACAAAUAAUGUCGCGCUCUCCGUUCCGAGGAGUCCCGGCGCCGGCGCCCAUCUUGCUACGACGACGCUUCGAGUGGACGGCAUGACAUGCGGCGCAUGUACUUCUGCUGUUGAAGCUGGCUUCAAGGGCGUCGAUGGUGUUGGAAACGUUUCAGUCAGUCUGGUUAUGGAGCGAGCAGUCAUCAUGCACAACCCUCAAGUUAUCUCCGCCGAAGAAGUCAAGGAUAUCAUCGAAGACCGAGGCUUCGAUGCCGAAGUCCUCUCGACCGACCUCCCCAGCCCUGUCGCCAGACGCUUUACACACAACGAAGACGACAAUGACUUUAUUACGACAACUAUCGCCGUCGAGGGCAUGACCUGUGGAGCCUGCACUUCUGCCGUUGAAGGUGGCUUCAAAGAUGUUCCUGGUGUCAAGAGCUUCAGCAUCUCAUUGCUCUCCGAGAGAGCUGUUAUCGAACACGAUCCCGACCUUCUCACUGCCGAACAAAUCGCCGAAAUCAUUGAAGACCGCGGCUUUGAUGCUACGAUUGUCGACUCGGGCAAAGUGGUGGCUGACAAAUCUGGCAAGGAUGCUGAAAAUGCCGGCAACCUCGCCAUCACGACAGUAGCAAUUGAGGGCAUGACAUGUGGUGCUUGCACAUCGGCUGUCGAGGGUGGAUUCAAGGACGUAGAAGGCGUCCUCAAGUUCAACAUCAGUCUUCUCGCGGAACGAGCCGUUAUUACACAUGAUGUUACCAAACUCUCGCCGGAGCAAAUAGCGGAAAUAAUCGACGACCGUGGCUUCGACGCGGAAGUUAUUUCUUCACAACCAACCAAUGAUCAUCAUAGCGGGUCAUCGUCCACGGCACAGUUCAAAGUUUAUGGUGUUCCAGAUGCGGCUGCAGCACAAGCUUUGGAGGCUGAGUUGACGGCCAUGCACGGCGUCGAUUCAGUUUCGGUGAGCCUUGCUUCAUCACGCCUCACCGUCACUCACCAACCUGGUGUUAUUGGUCUCCGGGCCAUCGUGGAAGCUGUCGAAGCUAAGGGAUACAACGCCAUUGUGGCCGAUACCCAAGACAACAAUGCACAGCUCGAGUCACUCGCAAAGACAAGAGAGAUCAAUGAGUGGAGGACGGCUUUCCGAACCUCAUUGGCUUUUGCCAUCCCGGUCUUCAUUCUGAACAUGAUCUUGCCUAUGUGUGCGCCAUCUCUCGAUCUUGGCAGGUUUGAGUUAAUUCCAGGCCUCUAUCUAGGAGAUAUCAUCUGUUUAGUCCUUACGAUACCCGUCCAAUUCGGCAUUGGAAAGCGUUUUUAUAUUUCAGCAUGGAAGUCAGUCAAGCACCGCUCACCAACAAUGGAUGUUCUUGUUAUCCUCGGAACAUCUUGUGCCUUCUUCUUCAGCAUUUUGACCAUGACGGUUUCUUUACUUUUGCCUCCUCACACCCGGCCAAGCACUAUUUUUGACACCAGCACUAUGCUCAUCACAUUCAUCACGUUAAGUCGUUACCUUGAGAAUAGCGCGAAGGGUCAGACCUCUAAGGCUCUUUCUCGACUCAUGUCUUUGGCACCCUCUAUGGCUACAAUCUACGUAGACCCCAUUGCUGCUGAGAAGGCUGCCGAGGCUUGGGGUAAGGACCCAACUACUUCCAAAACGCCAGGAGUUGGUGGUUCAGCUCACGAGGAGCGGUCUGUUCCUACUGAGCUUCUCCAGCUUGGUGAUGUCGUCAUUCUGCGGCCUGGUGAUAAGGUGCCUGCCGAUGGUGUCCUCGUCCGAGGAGAGACCUUCGUAGAUGAGAGCAUGGUAACGGGUGAAGCCAUGCCUGUUCAGAAGCGGACCGGCGAUCACGUCAUUGGCGGAUCCGUUAAUGGUGACGGUCGUGUUGACUUCCGAGUCACUCGUGCCGGUCGUGACACUCAACUCAGCCAAAUUGUCAAGUUGGUUCAAGAUGCCCAGACCAACCGGGCACCUAUCCAGCGACUUGCCGACACUAUUGCAGGGUAUUUUAUUCCUGCUAUCCUCAUCCUCGGCUUGAGUACGUUUCUUUGCUGGAUGGUUCUCAGCCAUGUACUUGCGAACCCACCCAAAAUCUUUUUGCAGGACGCCAGCGGUGGUAAGAUCAUGGUCUGCGUCAAGCUCUGCAUUUCUGUCAUCGUUUUCGCAUGCCCUUGCGCCCUCGGUCUAGCUACACCUACUGCCGUCAUGGUUGGUACUGGCGUUGGUGCCGAGAACGGCAUUCUGAUCAAAGGUGGCGCUGCUCUUGAGAGAUGUACCAAGGUUACACAGAUUGUCCUCGAUAAGACUGGCACCAUCACCUAUGGUAAGAUGAGCGUUGUCGAGUCUGUCCUCGAGUCCGAGUGGCAUGAUAAUGAAUGGCGACGUCGACUUUGGUGGGCUAUUGUUGGUCUUGCUGAGAUGGGUAGUGAACAUCCCGUUGGAAAGGCCAUCCUCGCAGGAGCUCGACAAGAACUCGAUAUUGAGGCCGAUGAUGUUCUUGAGGGAAGUGUCGGCGAGUUCAAGGUCACUGUUGGCAAGGGUAUCAACGCUCUGGUUGAACCUGUAUCGGCUGUUGACCGUAGCCGCUAUCGGGCGCUCGUCGGUAACGUUGCUUUCCUGCAGGAAAACGGCAUUGAGGUUCCCGAGGAUGUCAUCGAGGCAUCAGAACAACUCGACCCCAGCGCAACCAAGGCUUCUAACAAGGGACCUGCCACUGGUACCACUCACAUCUUCGUGGCUAUUGAUGGCAAAUACAGUGGCCAUCUCUCUUUGGCUGACUCUAUCAAGGAGGGUGCUGCUGCUGCCAUCUCGGCCCUUCACAAACUGGGUGUGAAGACAGCUAUUGUUACUGGUGACCAGCGAUCCACUGCCCUCAGUGUUGCUGCGGCUGUGGGCAUUCCUCCCGAGAAUGUCUAUGCCGGAAUGAGCCCCGACCAGAAGCAAGAGAUUAUCAAGCAAAUUCAAGAACAAGGCGAGGUCGUUGCCAUGGUCGGCGACGGCAUCAACGAUUCACCUGCACUUGCAACUGCUGAUAUCGGUAUCGCCAUGGCCAGCGGUACAGACGUCGCCAUGGAAGCCGCCGAUAUUGUUCUCAUGCGCCCAACUGAUUUGAUGGUUAUUCCUGCGGCGCUGGACCUCACUCGGUACAUUUUCCGUCGCAUCAAGCUGAACCUUGCCUGGGCGUGCAUGUACAACGUUAUCGGUCUGCCAAUUGCCAUGGGCUUCUUCCUGCCCAUUGGUUUCCACAUGCACCCCAUGAUGGCUGGUUUCGCCAUGGCGUGUAGUAGUGUCAGUGUCGUCGUGAGCAGUCUUUUCCUCAAGUUCUGGAAGCGUCCUCGAUGGAUGGAUGAGGCUGCUGCUGAGAAGAGCGGUGGUCUUCGCUGGAGGAGUGGAAGAGGUGUUGUAGGCUGGGUGCGUGAGACGCUGGGUAGGAGACGGAUUAAGAAAGAGGAGGGUUAUGUGCCUUUGGAAAACAUUGAGACGGAAGCUUAAGAAUUUUUGUUUUGUUAAGCGAUGGAGUCAUGAUGCUUGGUAGAUGUAUCGUCUUGAAAGUUACCUCAUAUAUCGAUGAGAUCCUAGAAAGAAAAUAAGAGCGAGCAUAUGGACAUACAUGAUUUUUUUUUUAAAUUUUCAGACAAUUUGUUCUUGCUGGCCGUUUUAUCUUAUAUAAACAUCAGAGAUGUUCUUUAUCGGCCCUUAGAUGUAAGAAGUAUCAUGAUAUAUGAAGG
This is a messenger RNA of Fusarium verticillioides 7600, 4651 nucleotides long. Its product is annotated as Cu2+-exporting ATPase. Gene Ontology annotation, biological process: copper ion homeostasis; monoatomic cation transport. The record is from RefSeq and is a predicted model, not a curated record. The transcript is spliced from 3 exons. Gene Ontology annotation, molecular function: ATP binding; copper ion binding; P-type divalent copper transporter activity. The coding region runs from base 915 to 4415 and encodes 1166 amino acids. Gene Ontology annotation, cellular component: membrane. Lineage: Eukaryota; Fungi; Ascomycota; Sordariomycetes; Hypocreales; Nectriaceae.